Grosmannia clavigera kw1407 is the source of this 1476-nucleotide messenger RNA. RefSeq names its product gram-negative bacteria-binding protein. NCBI's taxonomy places the organism in Eukaryota, Fungi, Ascomycota, Sordariomycetes, Ophiostomatales, Ophiostomataceae. The record is from RefSeq and is a predicted model, not a curated record. Gene Ontology annotation, biological process: carbohydrate metabolic process. The transcript is spliced from 2 exons. Gene Ontology annotation, molecular function: hydrolase activity, hydrolyzing O-glycosyl compounds. Bases 1 to 1476 code for a protein of 491 amino acids.
AUGGAGCAAACCAGUAACGCCCCACGUGAUCAUGGCCGAUCUGCGACAGGCCCAUCAGCACCAGCAUCACUGCAUCCCUCCACCCAGGCGCCAGCCUCGCUCAGCGACUCUGUCGACAGCCCUGGGCAAAGCCCAUUCAACGAUGGCAACGAUUACAGAUCCGCUGUUGCUAGCCAUGGCGCCACUCUCGACCCGUUCGCCACCCCAGGUGUUUCUCGGCCUGGGUCAUCCGGCGGCACCAGUGCGCUCGAUGCUCAUUUGGAUGAGCAGUCCCAUCGCUACUUUUACAGCCGCCGCAUCCAGAAGGGCGACAUCGAGAAGCCGUGGCUGGGGAAAAAAGUGCCCAGGGAGAAAUGGGUGACCUAUCUGCCACUCAUCGGCAUCGCCGUCGGACUGGCCCUCUCGGGUAUUCUCAUCUGGGACGGCCUCAAGAGUGUGGUCAAGCACAAGUACUGCAUGGUGCUCGUCGACGAUUUCACGCAAGGCUUUCGAAAGGACAUCUGGACCAAAGAGGUCCAGGUGGGUGGAUUUGGCAACGGCGAGUUUGAAGAGACAACGGCGGACGACGAGAAUGUUUUCGUCCGUGACGGCAAUCUUUGGAUCAUGCCCACUCUCCAAGAUGCGACUCUCAUGGAGAAGGACACUCUCAUCGAUCUCCUGGCAAACGGCUCUUGCACAUCCACUGUGUUCAAGGACUGUGUCGCCGCCACCAACACGACCGCCGGCAACAGCAGCGUCGUGCCGCCCACGCGGUCCGGACGGAUCACCACUAAGGGCAGCGUCUCCAUCAAGUACGGUCGCGUUGAAGUGACUGCUAAGUUGCCUGCGGGCGACUGGCUGUGGCCUGCUAUCUGGAUGAUGCCCGUCAAGGACACGUACGGGACCUGGCCGGCGUCCGGCGAGAUGGACAUCAUGGAGUCUCGCGGCAACAACCACACGUAUACUCUUGGCGGCAACAACGUCAUGGCAUCGACGCUGCAUUGGGGCCCCUCGGUGGCUGACGAUGCUUGGUGGCGCACUAAUGUCAAGCACUCGGCGCACCAUACGACAUUUUCGGAAGGCUUCAACACAUUUGGCAUCGAGUGGUCAGAAAAGUACAUUUUUACCUAUGUCAACUCUCGCCUGCUGCAGGUGCUGUAUACCAACUUCGAGACGCCGUUGUGGGAGCGUGGAAACUUCGCCGCACAGUCAACAUCGGAAACCUACACCGAAGUGGACACUGUAUGGGCAGAGACCGGCCGGAAAAAUACGCCUUUCGACCAAAAGUUUUACUUGAUUCUCAACGUUGCAGUGGGAGGUACCAAUGGAUGGUUCAAAGAUAACAAGGAUGGUAAGCCGUGGUUGGACGCCAGCACGAAUGCGCCGAAGGACUUUUGGAAUGCCCGCUCCAAAUGGUAUCCCACCUGGAAACAACCCCAGAUGGAGGUUAGCAAAGUCGAGAUGUGGCAACAGUGUGACGGGAGCGAAGAUCUGUGA